Amoebophrya sp. A25 is the source of this 3912-nucleotide messenger RNA. The record is from the annotation of a GenBank genome assembly. NCBI's taxonomy places the organism in Eukaryota, Dinophyceae, Syndiniales, Amoebophryaceae.
CGAAACGCAGACCAAGGAGAAGGAGCAGUGGCCGCUUCCGGUGGAGGUCUCGUAGCAAUGGAUGAGACUUGUGGAACGCCGGCAAGCCUAAACAUGUCAGACCUCGUUACGCCGAGUCAUUUACUGGAGUGUAAUGCGGCUUCAGCGUCUGUAGUUUCGAGGUCGAAGCCCACGAUUGAGGAGGUAGAACAGCGAAUAGCAAAUCAUGAAGGCAGUUCUUAUCUUCAGGACAUGAUAGAUCUGGGGCACGAACACUUCAUCAACGCAGCAGAAGGAGGAAGAAGUGAACACCAACCACCUAAGACCAGUCCCUCGUCGUAUAGUGAAGCUGCGCCAUCUUCUGCCUCAGAGAGCACAACGGCGAUCGAUGACCUAGAAAAACCCGGAAUCGAUGAAGUGGAAAAGCAAAUCGGAAUAGCAGCAGGGGGGGAGGUGGGAGAUAGCAGUUGCCGAGUAAACGAAAGAGCAACACGACAAAUUCAACAAGAUGAAGGAAUUCUUCCCGGUGGCGAAGUGAUAUUUGCGCCGUUGAAUCACCCGUCGCAGAAGGCACUCUUCCCGGUCCAACAAGAACCCCUCUUUUUUAACAAUUCUAGUGAACAAGAGAAGCAUCAUCUUCCAUCUCACACGCAAAAGGAGUCGAGUACAGACACGCAGAAGGCAUCACUCUCACCUAGUGCCGAGAGCUGCGAGGUGGAGGCAUCAACAUGCCGUCCAGAAGCUGUAACAGAGCCUGCGACCGCACCAACUACCGCAGUUCUAAAUUCGACUGAACAGUUUUCAGAAGUUUUCCCGGAUAAUUUGGAGACCACAGCAGACGCCUUGGAAUUCCUAGCGAAAACGUCGGGUAGGGGUAUGAUCAGGCCGUCUUUGAUUGGGGGUAUACAACUUCGCUCUUCGCAGCCUAGCGCGCUGCUAGGCCCAUGCUCCGAGAGUCCAGUGCUCAGUGCAGGUGAGUUCCCAGAUGAAUCCUCGUCCUCCACCGAUGCCGAUGGCGACGAGGACGAGGCUUGCGCAGUUAAUAACUACGAGCAGGAUGCUUGUUGUGGCACAGGAGGUCCAUUGGUGGAAGGGGCUGGCACAAGAAUUGAUAGGAACGACAUCAGCGAGGAGAUGCAUAGCAAGGAUAACACAACAACGGUGGUAAGCAAGAAUAGACUAGGAGAUGCUGUUGACGAUGAUCCGGCUGGGGCAUCGCUGAUGAAUGAUAUGAUCGAGAGUCGAGCGGACCGGGAUACUCAUGGUCCAACGGAAGCGGUAGUGGAGGUAGACAGAAAGCCGCAUCAAGAACUGUUCCCUCCAGGGCGGGAUAGAUCGACCGUUCUUGACUGUCCUGCACUGCAGAUGGGAAAACCACGAGAAUCGCCAACGGCAGCGGGUAACGAGUUGCGGGAGGUGGUCGUGGUCGGCAGGCCGCCGACUAUGCCAGGGACUCAGAACAGUAGUCCAGAGUUAGAGGAGUGCGAACCUCCAGAAAGGGAUGGAAACGAGAUGAAAGUUGAAAGUGCCCUGCUGCGUAGUAGACCUACUGAGGAGUACGAUCAGCAAGAAAAACAAGAAGGAACAUCUGACGCACGGCUCGGGCACUUUGUCGUAGAUGAAAAUGACCUUGACAAUCAUGUAGACGUGUCUCUGUUAUCAGCAUCGAAUUUACGACAACUGCCACGACGCUACAGCACAAGUGCACGAUUCGAUUGUGCUUCCGAGGACGAGCCAGACUUUAUCACUGGUGCUUUGGAGAGAAAUGCUGGUGUGCUGACGUCGUCGGCAGUGGCGGCGGACGCGCAUCUUCAUGCUACGGAUAUGGAUGCAAACAAAGUCGCUGAAGGAUUCGCAGAUCUAGCAUUGUCUCGCGCGCCAUUGACUCCCGACUCCACCUCCGUAGUUCAGCGUGGUUCUCAGCGCUUCCAGCGAAUCCUAGCAGAGCAAGAGCGAGCUGACAUUGCAGCACCGCGUCGUUUUCAUACCAGAGCGCGCAUGGGAACAUCGCAUCCGCCAGGCACAAACUUUCUGACACCGAAGAUUGUCCAUACACUGAUGAUGCCGCCAACAGACUCGUCUAGUACAAUAAAGAGCAACUAUCGUCGAACCUCAUCUUCCACAUCCUAUUGUACGAGAAACAAAACUGCAUCUUCAUCCGCGAACUAUGUUACUGGGUCCACAACAGGCACGACGAGCGGUUAUGCUAACAAGGUGAUUGGGGCAAAAGAACUCCUGUCCGAUUUCUACAACAUUAAUUCAGCAACUUUCAGUGCUUCGGCGCAAUCGCCGGAUUUCAUUUCGCUUGCAACCCUACUGCCCCCAUCUGCGACGGUAAAAAUGCCAAAGUCGAUGCUUUACAACAACCACGCGAAAAAGCACAGCAAAACUUCUUUUGUUCCAGCGUCCCGAGUUGGUAGGGGAGGGACGAGGCCGAAGACGCCAACGAGCUGUCUGAACAACGGGAACAACGGCGCACAACACCCGGGGACUACGAAUGGGCCCCCUCGGCAGCCGCAGAAUGUCGAUAUCGAAGGAGACCAUGACGUGGAGACAGAACAUGAUGCUGAAGAUCCCGUAGCCACGAUUACUGCACUGAAAGCGGAGCUAGCGGCGCGAGACCUGCUGAUAAACGAGUUUCGGCGAAUUUCACUUGAAAAAGACGCGGAAAUAGCGCACCUGCAACAUGACUUGGCGCAAAAGAAUGCGCAAGAAAGAAAACUGCUAGUGCAAGAUGACCGCCGAGGCGUGAAACCUGAGUUGCAAGAACUGAAGCUGUCGGAGGACGGUUACCGCGAAACAGAGGACGGCGACCUAGCUAUAAGCGCCAAGGACACGACAUUGGAAGAUGCUUCUCUACAGCCUCCAGCUGACAAGGGAGAAUCUUCUCCUGCUCUCUUCGGGACCGAGGACAUUUGUCUUCUUAAUGCUCCUGAAGUAGUCGAAGACCACGUGGACACGACGAGGGAUGUCAGCCUUGGAUCGCAGCAACAAGAUGAUCACGAGCGCAAGCACCCUGCUUCGACGUCUCCCGAAGGACAACAAGACGUCCUUGCGCGCCAUUUUGCAGCACUAGCGGAAUGGUACGCCAAGCAUCGUAGCGCAAGUCCUUCGAGAAGUACAGCCUCUAAGAGUACAGCCACUGCAAUUUCAAGAACAUCCAAAAAUACAACGAGUUCGUCUUCAUCAUGUGCGCAAAGUAGAUCGGGAUCAAAACUCAGUAAUGCACAAUCGAAAAUGAAAAUGAAAAGCACGUCCAAAGGCAGUACAACUACAACUGGGGGUCUUACGUUGCUUUCCUCCGCUGGCGAUAGCACGACAUGUGUGUCUGGAAGCACGAAUGUAGUAGAUCCUCGACGAAUCAUGAAGCACUUUUAUCGCACGGCAGCUCAGAACAAGCAGGAGGUAACUGGAUCAAAAGAGACGGAGAGAAAUCAAGACGAGAACCCAAGAAAAAUGGGUGUCGCGCAGCCUCCUACGACUACUGCGUCAGUGCCUUCAUCACUGCAAGCAGACGUUGAAGGUGGAGGAAAAUCGCUUUCGAAGAAUGUAAGUAUGUACGGACGAGCAGGACGGGGAAAAAAAAAGGUGGUUCAAAUACGAAACGACUUGCAGCAAACUGCACCUAUGGAACUUCAUCGAAACACCACGACGAGCAGGACGUCGGGACCUUCGCCGUCGUCGUCUUCAUUGGCAUCUUCCGGAACGCUACAGAAAUUCUCAACAAAGCCAGCGGCUAAGCAGACCGAAUCCCUGUCGCAGCGGCGACGCGUUCCUCAGCAGGGAGAAGGCCCUGCAGUAAGAUAUACACAAGAACAACAAUCUUUCGAGCCCAAAAAAUCGCCACGCACAACACAGGUCGCACCGGGGUACUCUGUCUAUCUGAAAAAUUUCACUCGAAAAAUCGCGCAGGAAGGCUACCAGAUCUUCUAA